Messenger RNA from Acanthochromis polyacanthus (spiny chromis), 1158 nucleotides. Its product is annotated as glutathione-specific gamma-glutamylcyclotransferase 1-like. The record is from RefSeq and is a predicted model, not a curated record. The coding region runs from base 212 to 838 and encodes 208 amino acids. NCBI's taxonomy places the organism in Eukaryota, Metazoa, Chordata, Actinopteri, Pomacentridae. Gene Ontology annotation, molecular function: gamma-glutamylcyclotransferase activity; glutathione specific gamma-glutamylcyclotransferase activity. The transcript is spliced from 3 exons. Gene Ontology annotation, cellular component: cytoplasm. Gene Ontology annotation, biological process: glutathione catabolic process.
AAGAGAAGUGGACAGUAUCUAUAUUAUCCUGAAGGCAUGACUGUAAUUAAGGGUUUUCGAGAAACUAAUGAUGACGUGGAAGAAGGUUUUUACCGCCUGUAAUUUAUAAGUAGGAUUCAGAUAGAGGAAUGCAGAGGACAACAGCUACCUGUUGACAGCAACUUCAACGUCUUUGUCUCUUUUUUUUAAAAAACACAAACAAGUGACUACAAUGAAACCUCAGGACAUUGUAAAGGAAAAGAGCAGCCUGUGGGUAUUUGGGUAUGGAUCUUUAGUGUGGAAACCCGAUUUUACAUACAAAAGAAGCAAAAUCGGCCACAUUAAAGGAUACAAAAGACGCUUCUGGCAUGGAGAUGAUUUCUAUCGAGGGGACAAGGAAAAGCCAGGCAGAGUGGCAACACUAGUGGCAGAUCAGGAGGCUAGCACAUGGGGAGUUGCCUAUGAAGUGACUGGCUCCCAGAUUGAAGAGUCUCUCCAGUACCUGAACACGAGAGAGACUGUUUUGGGGGGUUACGUAACGGAGAUGGUGGAGUUCAUCCCUAAAGAGAAGGGACAGGGUCCGCUGUUGGCGCUCGUCUACAUUGCUACCUCUGACAACCCCAUCUACCUCGGCCCGGCCUCGGACAAGGAAAUCGCCGCCCAGAUUGCCAUCUGCAGCGGCAACACGGGCCACAACAUCGAGUACCUGGUUCGUCUGGUGGAGUUCAUGAGGCUCUGCUGUCCAGAGGUGGAGGAUGAGCACCUGUUCUCAAUCGAGGCGGCUCUUCUGAACAUUUUUCGUGAGGGUGGAGGGAUCAAACCUCCAGACCAAAAAUCUCUGCUGCUGGGAGCCGUAUAAAAGACUGCACAAAGCACUCCAUACCACUCCAUGAACAAUAUUUAUACUGAUUGACACAUGUGUAAGGGUAUUUGGUGUUCAUAGAUGGAAAACUUGAUUUGGUUUCCAGUAAAAUGAACAAACCUUUAAGGAGUUUUCUUUUUAAUCUCAUGCUUCUACAUUUGAUCUCAGAGACUUGAAAUAUGUGGAUUUUGCACGCUGUACCACAGACUGUGUACAAACGGGGCCACGUGGUGCUUUUAAAAAAGCUACACUAAUGAAUUUGUAAAUCUUUAUAAUCAUUUUUAAAUGUGUUUGAAUAAAAACUGUGAGGAAAAUGG